CAUCUGGCAAGGCAGUGGGCACCGAGUCACCAGGCACGACAGUGGGCUCUUGAGUCAAUUGGCACGACAGCGGGCACCGGGUCAUCAGGUACCGGAUCGUCUGGCUCGACAGCAGGCACCGGGUCAUCUGGCGCUGGAUUGUCUGGCUCGACAGCGGGCAUCGGGUCCUCAGGUACCGGAUCGUCUGGAUCGACAGCGGGCACCGGGUCAUCUAGCGUUGGAUCGUCUGGCUCGACAGCGGGCAUCGGGUCACCAGACAUGACAGCAGGCACUGGGUCAUCAGGGAUUGCGGGCACUGGGUCAUCAGGCGUUGGAUCGUCUGGCUCGACACAUCGGGCA
Staurois parvus is the source of this 339-nucleotide messenger RNA. Lineage: Eukaryota; Metazoa; Chordata; Amphibia; Anura; Ranidae. The record is from the annotation of a GenBank genome assembly.